Molecule: messenger RNA, 1815 nt
Organism: Aedes aegypti (yellow fever mosquito)
Lineage: Eukaryota; Metazoa; Arthropoda; Insecta; Diptera; Culicidae
Gene: Ir100b
Exons: 2
Coding region: 1-1815 (604 amino acids)
Source: RefSeq, a predicted model, not a curated record
AUGGAGGAAGGCGAUGACGAAGCAGCCGAGCUGGAAGCCGAACUGCUGGACGUGAUCGAUCGAGAGUAUGAGGACGAGUGGAGGUUCAUCGAGUGGGAUCGAUCGUACGAAUCGUUUGCGCGGAUAUGGGAUCAGAAUCACGAUUUCGGUUAUAUGGUGUUUGUAAGGUGGAUAGCCUUCGAGCUUUCGAUGAGGUGCCUACUGGAUCCCUACGCGACGUAUUUGUUCGUUUUAAGCGAGGGUAGUGCCUUCGAAAUGGAGAAGUUGAAGGAAUUCAUGAGUUCGGUUUGGACACGGGAAGGAGUGUUCAAAAUUUUCUUCCUAUUAGAUGAGAAGAUUUUCACUUACGAUCCCUUCAUGACAAAUGGAAUAAGGAAAUACGGAGUGAUGAAGGAGCUGAUCAGCCCUGCAGAUAUCCCAAGGAUUCCUCAGGGUGACUUCAAUGGGUAUCCUAUCAAAAUCGACGUGUUCCGAUCAACGUACUCGGACACCAUCCUGGAUAAACAGGGCAAGGUCGUGGAAUUCAUCGGGGCGGACAUCGAGGCGGGUCGAGCAUUCACUGAGGCGAUGAACUUCACACCCAGUUACCUACCGCCGGACAAGGACGGCUUCGGGUUCAAACUGCCGAACGGAAGCUUCAACGGUGUCAUCGGACGACUGGCCCGACGGGAAAGCGAUACCACCUUCGUCGGUUUCUUCAUCAAGGACUACUUCAGUCGGGACGUCGAGUUCACCACCGGAAUCUAUACCGACGAGCUUUGCUGUUUGGUGAAGAAGGCCAGCCGUGUGCCGGAGUACCUACUCCCGAUCACCAUCUUCCCGGCGGAUUUGUGGACAUUACUCUUCCUGACGGGGAUCUUUUUCUCGAUCACGUGGGUCAUCAUUCGGGCCGGUAUCCAGGCAAAGUCCAGAACCGGCGUGCGGUGGAAUCAAAAAAGUCGGUUGGCCUACCUGUUCAACCUGUCCAAUGACAUACGGGAUGCUCCGUUGUACCGCAAAAUGGUUCAGAUAUGCGUCGAUACGUACAUUCUGCUGGUGAGUGGUCCCUAUCAGCGAUUCACUCGAUCCGGCACCGAACGCCUAAUGCUUUUCGGAAUUAUCAUGGUGAGCUUGAUUUUCGUGUCCAUGUUCCAGUCCAGUUUGUCGUCGGUGUUCUUGAAUCCAGUUUACUACAAGGACAUCGACAGCCUUCAACGGUUGGACGAAUCCGGUGUGCAAAUCCCCGUCAAGUACAAAGGCUUCACGGAUGACGUCUUCCCGGCCAACUACAGCCCGAUGAUGGAUUCGCUGCGAAGUAAGAUGGUCUACAAUCCGAUAAAGACAUCUAUGAUGGAAUUGGUGUCCCAUUCGACGAAGAUUGCCACCGUCACUCGUAGAACCACUCUCUCCCUUGACAAUGCCGUAUUCAUAUCCACCAAGCAGCUGUUCAUGGUUCCGGAGUGUCCACGGUUGUACAACCUGGCGUACGUCGUUCCGCGUCAUUCGGUACUGCUGGAGGGCAUCAACGUGCUCAUUCUUCAGAUGUUGAACGGCGGCCUGAUCAACCACUGGAUCGAUGUGAUGAACUUCAACGUGACGAUCCGGGACUGGGAGCAGAUUCGGAGCUCCCAUGAGGAGAGUUUUAAGAUUUUGACCCUGAUUGAUAUGCAGUUUCCGUUCUAUCUCCUGGCAAUCGGGUUGAUUCUGAGUGGGGUUAUCUUCCUGAUUGAACUAGUGUAUUACAGAAUAUCGACGAUGUCGGCCUUGAAGCGUAGACGCCGAAGGGUCAAGCAGGGAACUCCACGAUUGUUGGGGGUUUUGAAUGGCAGAAUUUAG